Molecule: messenger RNA, 1342 nt
Organism: Paramecium pentaurelia
Lineage: Eukaryota; Ciliophora; Oligohymenophorea; Peniculida; Parameciidae
Source: the annotation of a GenBank genome assembly
AUGCUAUUUAGAUCUGCCUUUAGAUUUUGCUCUUUUAACAAAGAUUUAUUCUAAAGACAGAAGCCACUCAUACAAAUUGAUAACAUAAUAAAGAUUCUUAGACCUUUCGAUAUUGAAAUUAAUAUUGAAGAGAUGGUGGAGACAGUUAAGAUUGUCGGAAAAUAUGUAAUAUUAUAAUUUUACUUUAUUUUAGUCUAAGCACACUCUAUACAAAUUUCCUAUUCCUUCAUGUACGAAUAUAUUAAUAUGAAGUUUUGUAAAGUAAUUGCAUACAAAUAGAUCCAUAAUUCAUAUCAGAAACAUAAUAAAGAAUAAUGAAAAAUGUAAACAAAUCUAUACUACUCAGAUACCAUCAAAUCCUAAAAACCUAUCCAUUUUUUAUCGAAUGUACAGAUAUCCAAUGAGAAUGGCUUUGCCUAAGACAGUGUUUUAAAUAUCAAAGAGUUUAGGAAAAUCAUCUUUAUCUGAGUAAACUUUGAGAUUGGCUGCCUGUUUAGAAAACAUAUAAAUAGCACUUAGUUUACAUAUGAUGAUUGAUCGUAAAGAAUACAAAUUCCAAUCAUUUUAGGUUAUCACACAUAGAAACCAUCAAUCUUCAGUUUAGAAAGAAUUAUUUACAAUAAAUUAUCAGAUAAAAAAUUAGUUUUAGGAGGAGAUUUCUUUCAUUCAAAAGCGUAUUGAUAUAAUUACUAUUUUAAUAUAGAUCAGUCUUAAGUGCUAACAUAAUGAAAUAAGUAGAAGUGCCAUUAUUUUUAUCAAUGUUAGAAGAAGAAGCAGCAAAAGGAGUGUUUUAUGAGUAUGAUUUGUUUGAGAAAAUUAAAGAAAAGGGAGCAAGUACAAUAGUACCUGAAGAAGUUUAUUAAUUGGCUUAUCAUCAAUGUGCCAGUAAAUUUGCAUUUACUACAAUGUAUUAAUUAGAUUAAAAUAAGUUUAACAUAUUGGUUGUAGAAUGGAGAUUUAAAUAAAUUAAAUGAUGCAUUUAAAGCAGGUGUAUAUUUGGGAUUGUGCAUAGACUUUUAAAAUUAAAUGAAAUAUUUUGUAAGAAAUCUACCAACAAUGUCAAAUACAUUAUUAAAGGCUGUAGUAAAUAAUAAUGAGUGCAAUUUUUAUUAAGAUAAAAUAGCGUAAUGUAUUUUAUUAAAUUAAAAGAUUACCAAUUUAUUAUAUGCAUUAGAAAUCUAAAGAAACAACAUCUUUGUAAUAAUUACAUGAUCAUGCACUCAAAUAAUCUGAAAAAGUCAUAGAGAUUAUGAAAGAUAAGUCAAAAGAAUAUUUUCUAAAAUUGGGAGCUAAUUUUGAAGAUAUAGAAGAUCUAAUUGAGCAUUUUUGCAGAUAUGAGUGA